AUGACUGAAAGACCCUUAACUGACCCUUCCCCGUUGGAAAUUGAGCAGUAUACCGGGAGCGACAGACACGAGAACGCAACCAAUGAUCCAGCCGUAGAGUUUAGCGGGUUUGAUAACUACGACGACAAUGAUUACGAGAGCAGAAGGCUAUGCUUGGUGAGAACUAUUAGCUCGCUAAGUCAUAAAGACGGAGGCGAUCAAUUGGACUCGAUGUCAAGAGAAUUGUCGCGGCAGAUAUCGAACAAAGAGGGCGGACUCCAGUUGAAGUUGGAGGAGUUCAACUUGAUCAGAAUCUUGUCAAACUUUGUCUACUUCUCAAAGAAGCAAGGGAUUGCAUUGAGGAGCAGCGGAAUCACGUUUCAAGAUCUUUCUGUUUACGGUACCGACGAGACGUUUGCGGUGGUGCCCACGGUGCUUGAUUUGUUGAAAGGACCCAUUGGAGGGUUGCAACAGAUCAUAUCCAGAUUGAGGACCCCACCCAAAAAGAUUUUGCAUAACCUCAACGGAAUGGCACGGCCUGGCGAAGUGGUGUUGGUGUUGGGCAGACCAGGGGCCGGGUGCACCACUUUUUUGAAAAGCGUGAGCGGGACCGACUUUGACCUCUACCGAGGCGUGGAAGGGGACGUCAGGUACGACGGAUUGAGCCAAAAGGAGAUGCUCAAGCACUUUCGGAACGACUUGAUCUACAACCCGGAGUUGGACGUGCACUUUCCGCACCUCACGGUGGACCAGACGUUGUCAUUUGCCAUUGGAUGCAAGACGCCGGACGUGAGGGUCGAUGGAGUGAGCCGGGAGCAGUUUGUCAAGGCCAAGAAGGAAAUCUUGGCCACGGUGUUUGGGUUGAGACACACCUACCACACCAAAGUCGGGAACGACUUUGUAAGAGGUGUAUCUGGAGGCGAGAGAAAGAGGGUUUCCAUCGCCGAGGCUUUGGCGUGCAACGGGACAAUAUACUGCUGGGACAAUGCCACCAGGGGCCUCGAUGCCUCGACUGCGUUGGAGUUUGCGCAGGCUAUCCGAACCUCAACCAAGAUUCUCAAGACCACGUCGUUUGUGUCGAUCUACCAGGCAGGAGAAAACAUCUACGAAUGUUUUGACAAGGUCACGGUGUUGUACCACGGAAGACAGAUAUACUUUGGCCCCGCAAACAAGGCCAAGAAGUACUUUGAGGACAUGGGGUGGGAGUGUCCGCCAAGACAGACCACUGCGGAGUUUCUUACGGCAUUGACAGACCCGUUGGGCAGGAGAGCAAAGUCGGGCUGGGAGAAGAAAGUUCCUCAAACCGCCGAUGAGUUUGAAAGUCGUUGGUUGCGCUCGCAAGAGUACAAGUCAUUAGUUUGUGAGAUUCUGGAUUUCAAUGCUUCUACCGACGUCGAUGAAGUCAGGAAGGCUUAUUACCACUCGGUACAGCAGGAGAAGAUGAAGGGAGCCCGCAAAUCCUCGAGAUUCAAGAUAUCUUUUCUACAACAAUUGAAAUUGUGUAGUCGGAGAAGCGUCCAGCGGAUCUUGGGAGACUUUGCGUACACGGCGACUCUUGUGGGAGCCGGUGUAUGCCAAGCGUUUAUUGCUGGCUCUUUAUACUACAACACGCCCGAGGAUAUCACGGGAGCCUUUUCACGAGGAGGUGUCGUGUUCUUUGCCGUCUUGUUCAUGUCGUUGAUGGGAUUAGCCGAGAUCUCGGCCUCCUUCGCCAGCCGACCAAUCUUGAUGAAGCAGAAAAACUACUCCAUGUACCAUCCAUCAGCCGAUUCGCUUUCCAACUUUGUCACAUCGAUACCCAUCAGCAUUUUCGUCAAUGUUUGCUUUGUCGUCAUCUUGUACUUUUUGUCAAACUUGGCCAGGGAAGCGGGCAAGUUCUUCAUCUGCUUUCUUUUUGUCGUUUUGCUACAUUUGACGAUGGGUUCAAUGUUCCAGGCAGUGGCAGCCAUCAACAAGUCGGUGGCGGGCGCUAACGCUUUGGGCGGAGUGCUUGUGUUGGCAUCUUUGAUGUAUUCUUCGUACAUGAUCCAGCGGCCCUCCAUGCACCCUUGGUUCAAGUGGAUCUCCUACAUCAACCCCGUGUUGUACGCGUUCGAAGCUAUCAUUACAUCUGAGUUUCACGGACGCCACAUGACCUGCACAGGGAGAUACCUAGUACCGUCGGGACCGAGCUAUGAGGGUCUAGAGCCGGGCAAUCAAGUCUGCUUCUUUCCGGGGUCUGUUCCUGGAAGAGACUGGGUUUUGGGCGACGAUUACUUGAGAGUGGCUUACACAUAUAGCUUUGCACAUGUUUGGAGAAACUUUGGAAUCUUGAUUGGAUUUUUGGCGUUCUUUUUGGCAAUAACAUCAUUGGGAACCGAAUACAUCAAGCCGAUCACAGGCGGCGGUGACAAACUUUUGUACUUGAGGGGAAAAGUGCCAUACACAAUUGUGGACCAGGACAGACGCGAGGCAGGUUCCGAAGCAGGUCCCGACGAAGGACCCUCGAUUGAAGACUUGGUUGAACACGAGAGGAGCUUUAAUCUGGAAGGAGGAGACCUAAGAGUUAAGGACACUUUUGUCUGGAAGAACGUCAACUACGAUAUCCCGUACGACGGUGAGCAAAGGAAGCUUGUGGACAGUGUCAGCGGCUACUGUGAGCCAGGUACUUUGACUGCUUUGAUGGGAGAGUCCGGUGCCGGUAAGACUGUCUUGCUCAAUUCGUUGGCGCAAAGGAUCGAUUUUGGUAUUGUAUCGGGAGACAUUUUGGUCAACGGCAAGCCGUUGGACUUGUCUUUUAGUAGGAGGACUGGGUAUGUUCUUCAACAAGACAUUCACGUUGCCCAAAUCACUGUACGCGAAUCAUUGCAGUUUGCAGCAAGGUUGAGACGGUCAAACACGGUGAGCGACGCGGAGAAGUUGGAGUAUGUUGAGAAAAUAAUUGAGGUAUUGGACAUGACCAACUAUGCCGAUGCAAUUGUCGGAAGACCAGGCAACGGUUUGAAUGUCGAGCAAAGGAAGAAAUUGUCCAUUGGGGUUGAGCUAGUGGCCAAGCCUUCGUUAUUGUUGUUUCUUGAUGAGCCAACCUCUGGGUUGGACUCGCAAUCUUCAUGGGCUAUCAUCAAGCUACUUCGCGAUUUGGCCAGUGCCGGCCAAUCGAUAUUGUGCACCAUCCACCAGCCUUCGGCCACGUUGUUUGAAGAGUUUGACCGGCUCUUGCUCUUGAGAAAAGGAGGACAGACUGUGUACUUUGGAGACAUUGGUGAGCGCUCAAAGGUCAUUUUGGACUACUUUGAGCGAAACGGAGCAAGACGUUGUGCUGAUACCGAGAACCCAGCCGAAUACAUCCUCGAGGCGAUUGGUGCUGGUGCGACUGCUUCAACCGAUAUUGAUUGGUUCCAAACGUGGUCAGACUCUCCAGAAAAAAGAGCAACCGAUGAAAAGAGAGAUGAGUUGAUUGACAGGUUGAGCAAGGCGCAAUCCGAUCUAAGCAAGGAAGAAGAGGAGGAGUUGAAAAAUAAAUAUGCUACUCCGUAUUGGCACCAGUUCAGGUGGGUAUGCAAUAGAGGCGCGUUGCAGUUUUACCGGGACCCAGAUUAUGUGGCGGCCAAAUUGUUCUUGAUGACCAUAUCAGGCUUAUUCAUAGGAUUUACGUUUUUCGGUUUGAAGUAUACCAGAACAGGUGCCCAGAAUGGUAUGUUCUGCGCAUUUUUGACGGUGGUGGUGUCUGCACCCGUCAUUAAUCAAAUCCAAGAAAAGGCAAUUGCCGGUAGAGACUUGUUUGAAGUGCGAGAGAAGUUGUCCAACACGUACCACUGGUCCUUGAUGAUCAUCUCCCAGAUAUUGAACGAGAUGCCCUACUUGCUCAUUGGCGGGGCCUUCAUGUUUGUUACCGUCUACUUUCCGACUCAAGUAGAUAGACAACCACUGCACUCGGGUAUGUUUUACUUUACGCAGGGUAUCUUUUUGCAAGGCUUUGCCGUGUCGUUUGGUUUGAUGGUCUUGUACAUUGCGCCUGAUUUGGAAAGUGCCGCGGUGCUUGUUUCCUUCUUGUACACGUUUAUUGUGGUAUUCUCGGGCAUUGUCCAACCAACCGAGUUGAUGCCCGGGUUCUGGAUUUUCAUGAAUAGAGUUUCCCCAUACACAUACUUUAUCCAGAAUUUGAUAACGUCAUUUUUGCAUGGGCGAGAGAUAAAUUGCACGCAACAGGAAUUGGCCUAUUUUGAUCCGCCUCCGGGUCAAACGUGCCAGCAGUUUGCUGGUGGGUUUCUAAAUCGUGCUGGAGGGUAUUUAUCGGAUCCUGGCGCCUCUUCCAAUUGUGGAUAUUGCCAAUUCAACAAUGCCGACGAGUUCUUGGCAACACUAGGUGCAAAGUUUUCCUUUAGAUGGCGGAACAUCAGCUUUUUCGUCGCGUACAUUGCUUUCAACACCUUGAUCUGCAUGGUGCUAUACUACGUCCUUCGAUUUGCCAAGCUAGUGAAGAUCACGUCGCUUACUUCUAAAACGAUACAAAAGAGACUAGGCGCUAAUCUUGCAAGUGUUCCAGGGAAAACAGACUGA
Lodderomyces beijingensis is the source of this 4518-nucleotide messenger RNA. The record is from the annotation of a GenBank genome assembly. NCBI's taxonomy places the organism in Eukaryota, Fungi, Ascomycota, Pichiomycetes, Serinales, Debaryomycetaceae.